Messenger RNA from Lodderomyces margitis, 207 nucleotides. RefSeq names its product F1F0 ATP synthase subunit k (gene ATP19). The record is from RefSeq and is a predicted model, not a curated record. Gene Ontology annotation, biological process: proton motive force-driven ATP synthesis. Bases 1 to 207 code for a protein of 68 amino acids. The transcript has a single exon. Lineage: Eukaryota; Fungi; Ascomycota; Pichiomycetes; Serinales; Debaryomycetaceae.
AUGGGUGCCGCUUAUCACAUUUUGGGUAGAACUGUCCAACCACAUCAAUUAGCUCUUGCUACAUUGGGCUCAGUAGUAUUGUUGGUCUUGCCAAAACCAUGGGCUACUAAACCAACCCAUCCUUCCAUUAAUGCAUCAUCUCCAGAAGAAGAGAAAUUUGUCAAGGAAUGGUUAGCCAAACAAGAAAAGAAAGAAGAGAAACAUUAA